AUGAUUUUAGUUUUUUUUCCUCCUUUCCUCUUAUUCUUUAGUAUUUUUUAUUAUUUCCUUCCUUUUCAUUUUCCUAUCAUUUCUCCUCCUUCCCAUUCAUUCAUCAUUCUUUCUCUCUAUUCACUUUUCGAUCGUUUUUCCUUUCCACUUUUCCUCGUUUCAUUCACCGCUUUUAUUCAUCCUUCCAUUCCUCCUUCACUCAUUCAUUUCUUUGCUCCUUUAUUCCUUCAAUUAAUUUUCCUCUUUUCAUUCUCGCCCCCCUAUCUUUUCAUUCUCCUCCUUUCAUUUUCUCUUUCUUCUUUCACUUCAUUUUUUUCCUUCCCUCAGUACUUCUUCCUUUUCAUUAUUUUCGCUUACCAUUCCUUUUUUUUCUUUCUCCCUUCCAUUACGUUCUUCCUUUCUUUGUUCGCUUAUUUCUUCGGCCUUCUUCAAUCAGGAAAUACCCACACAUUGAUUGACCUUUCGAAAUGCUUUAACGAUGUCUUUUAUAGUCUAUGA
This is a messenger RNA of Acanthosepion pharaonis, 498 nucleotides long. Lineage: Eukaryota; Metazoa; Mollusca; Cephalopoda; Sepiida; Sepiidae. The record is from the annotation of a GenBank genome assembly.